Messenger RNA from Solanum dulcamara, 1221 nucleotides. Its product is annotated as protein IRX15-LIKE. The coding region runs from base 212 to 1138 and encodes 308 amino acids. Gene Ontology annotation, biological process: xylan biosynthetic process. The transcript has a single exon. The record is from RefSeq and is a predicted model, not a curated record. NCBI's taxonomy places the organism in Eukaryota, Viridiplantae, Streptophyta, Magnoliopsida, Solanales, Solanaceae.
ACAAAAAUUGAGUUAGCCAAUCACACAGCCAGAUGGUCAACAAGUCAACUUCUUAAUGCCAACGAGACUUUGCUUUUUCUUAAUCAAAUAUUGGUGGCAUUGUAAUGUCAUCAUUAGCAAGUACUUUAUAACUCACCUCAUUUUUCUCACAAGAAACUCAUCCUAAUUUCCAAGAAUUUCCAAUUCCAUCUUUGCAAAAAGGCAAUCAAAGAUGAAGAAUACUCUUGGAAGUAGCACAAAGUUAAUACUCCUUCACCCUUAUAUCCAAAAGCAGGGGAGUUCAAAUCGUUUUUGGGCUUUGGCUUUUGUGUCAUUCUUGACACUUGCUUUUCUUCUUACUCUGAUUUAUACGAGGGAGUCUAAAAUCACGACCUCUAUAGCUGUUGCGUCUACAAUUACUAGUACAAGUACCCCACCAUUGUCAAAGGCUGUGGCUAGGGCCUUGGUCCAUUAUGCAUCAAAUUCGAAUAAUACAGAACACAUGUCUUACACAGAUAUCAAACAUAUUGCUGAUGUUCUCCAAAAAUGUUCUCAGCCUUGCAAUUUACUUGUUUUUGGACUUACUCACGAGACCCUUCUCUGGAAAGCCCUGAAUCACAAUGGCAGAACGGUUUUUAUCGACGAAAAUCGAUAUUAUGCUGCUUACAUUGAAGAAAAAUACCCAGAAAUUGAAGCUUAUGACGUGCAGUACACAACUAAAUUGAGUGAAAUGAAGGAAUUGAUUGCAGGAGUGAAGGAACAAGUUCGAAACGAAUGCAAGCCCGUGCAGAAUUUGCUGUUUUCGGAGUGCAAACUCGGGCUAAAUGACUUGCCAAAUCAAUUUUAUGAGGUGGAUUGGGAUGUGAUUUUGGUUGAUGGUCCAAGAGGAUACUGGCCCGAGGCACCAGGCCGAAUGUCAGCUAUUUUCACUGCUAGCGUAUUGGCGCGAAGCAAGAAAGGGGGAAAUCCAAAGACGCAUAUUUUCGUGCACGAUUUUAAUCAACAAGUGGAUAGAAUUACAAGCGACGAGUUCUUAUGCAAAGAGAAUUUGGUUAAAUCUAUGGACAUGUUGGGGCAUUUUGUGUUGGAGAGAAUGGAUGCAAACAGCUUUCAAUUCUGUCGCAACCAUAACUCAACAACAGCAAAUUCGUAUUCUUAGCAGAUGUUUAUGUUGUUAUGAUCUAUCGGCUUUAUUUUCUGUUUCAUUUUAUUUAAAGAUAUUGCAAAUUUUUGGAUUUGUUA